GACUGCGCUCUGACUCAACUUGGACUCAUCCUUCUCGGACGCCUGAGCCAGCGACACAUAAAAGCCUGCUACUACGUCUCUCCAUCGUAUACGAUCUCAACAUGGCACCCAAAACUGCACCGAAACUCACUGGGACGGAGCUCGUCCACGCCGAUGACGAACUAGUGCACGGCAGAGAGGUCGCGGCGUCCAUUUCAGUCACGACGACUUUCAGGGCUCCUUUACCCCCGGACAACACGCCUAUUAACACAGACAGCAUGGAUUUCCGCAGCCCGGAGAGGCAUGUCUACUCCCGCUAUACUCAGGAUGUCAGUACGCGUGCCGAAAGGGUUCUCAGUAAGAUUAACGGUGGACUUGCGUUGACGUACGCGUCCGGUCUAGCGGCUUCAUAUGCAGCGUUAGUGUAUUUCCACCCAAAGCGCAUCGCUAUUACGGGCGGAUAUCAUGGAUGCCAUAAUACCAUUGAGGUGUACAAGCACAGCCGAGGCGGCGAUCUUCCCCUCAUCGGUUUAGACGACGACUACCAACCGGGUGACCUCUGCUGGCUCGAAACACCUCUGAACCCUACCGGAGAAGCGAGAGAUAUCAAGUAUUAUGCUGAAAAAGCACAUGCUGCCGGUGCAAAAAUUAUAGUGGAUUCGACUUUCGCCCCACCACCCCUUCAGUAUCCAUUCAAAUGGGGCGCGGACAUGGUUAUGCACAGUGGAACGAAGUACUUUGGCGGACACUCGGAUCUGCUAUGCGGUGUCCUCAUCGUACCAACCGAGGCCGACUGGAAGACGUUAUGGACGCAUCGCACCUUCCUUGGGUCUAUGAUGGGGUCCCUCGAGUCGUGGCUGCUCCUGCGCUCCCUCCGUACGCUACACCUCCGCGUACCGCGCCAGUCGGAGAAUGCUAAGGGGCUGGCUCGCUGGUUAAGUCAGGCUGCUGGUGGCAAGGCUUUCGACGGGAUCCCUGCCGGUGUCAUUGACACCGUGUGGCACUCGAGUCUGCAGAAGAAGGACGGCCGAGGUUUUGAGCCCAGCGUUCAGCUGGAGGGGGGAUGGAACCCUACGUUCGCUAUUCUGUUGAAGGAUCCAGAGUAUGCUCGUCUACUUCCGCACUCGCUGGAAUACUUCGUACCUGCGACGAGUUUGGGAGGGGUUGAGUCCCUCAUUGAGCAGCGUAGCACGGUUGACCCUGGUGCGGACCCGAGAUUGGUUCGUAUCAGUUGCGGUGUUGAGGAUCUUGAGGAUAUGAAGAAGGACCUGCGGCGGGCGUUCCGGGAGAUCGUGAAGCCGAGGGCGAGACUCUGAAGGCUGUGUACAGACAGUAUCUUUGCCAAUGUACCUAUAUGAUGUAGCACUAGACUCGAAUGUGUUGUGUUGUUGCUCAAUUGUUGUUCUGUCCCAAUCAAAGAUACUUUCAGUGAGACACC
Molecule: messenger RNA, 1417 nt
Organism: Fomitopsis serialis
Lineage: Eukaryota; Fungi; Basidiomycota; Agaricomycetes; Polyporales; Fomitopsidaceae
Product: cystathionine gamma-synthase
Exons: 13
Coding region: 102-1295 (397 amino acids)
Biological process (GO): transsulfuration
Cellular component (GO): cytoplasm
Molecular function (GO): pyridoxal phosphate binding; carbon-sulfur lyase activity
Source: RefSeq, a predicted model, not a curated record